This is a messenger RNA of Plasmodium gallinaceum, 861 nucleotides long. RefSeq names its product conserved Plasmodium protein, unknown function. Bases 1 to 861 code for a protein of 286 amino acids. The record is from RefSeq and is a predicted model, not a curated record. Lineage: Eukaryota; Apicomplexa; Aconoidasida; Haemosporida; Plasmodiidae. The transcript has 2 exons.
AUGACUAAGAAAAAAAAAGAUGACAAUGAAAGUAAUAAAACAGAUUUAGAAGAUAUAAAGAAGAAAUUAGAAGAAUUAAAAAGUAAAACAGAGAUUCCAGAUGUAAAAUUAGGGAUUGUAGCUAAAAAUGUAGAUCCCUUUAAUGAUUUAAAGUUACAUAUUUUAAAUAUAUUGGAUGAAACGAGAAAAUGUAUAAGAGAAAAAGAAAAUACUCAAAAAUUUUACGGAAACAACAUGGAAGUUAUAAAGAGGGGAAAUAUAAUUUAUAAUAAUAUGAAAAAUGUAGACGUAUAUUUCACAAAAUUAGAAGAAAUUUUGAAUAAACAGUUAAAGCAGAAACACCUUUUUAAUCAAGAGGAAUUAUGUGAUAAAAAUGAAACUUUCGAUUUACUAAAAAAACAAAUUUAUGAAUGCAAAAAAUUAAGUAAUUAUAAUGAAAUUAAAUAUGCAGCUCCAAUGGAUUUCAAUGAAUUUAAAAAUAAACCAAACUUAGAAAGAAAAGAAAUGAGUGAUAUUACUCAUGAUGAAGAUGAUUUAAUUAUAAUUAAUAGAUGGAAAGAGAGAGACAAACAAUUUAAUGAAGAGAUUCUACAAAUAGGUGAAGUAAUUGAUAAAAUAGGUGAUAAUGCUGUUACUAUUACUCAAAAGGCAGAACAACAAAAUGAAAUAAUUUUAAAUUUACAAGAUCAGACAGAUAAGGCACAUGAUAAUGUUAAGGAAGCUAAUAUAGAAAUUAAAAAAGUUAUGAUAAAACAAACACAAGCAACAUGGUGCUGUAGAAUUUCCCUAAUUAUUACUUUGCUUAUAUUAAUAGUAUUAACUUUAUCUAUAAUAUCAAAUAAAUUUAUAAAAAAUUUAUAA